GUGGACACGAGGGCACCGUGCAAUUUUGCUUCACCAGACCGACAUGGUAUCAACCUUUUACAGAUGCUGAGUACUACGUCAUCAUAAGAUGCUGCGACGUGUGAGGUCUUCGCUGUCCUUCAAGCUGAAGGACAAACUGCCCAUCCGGCGGACCAGGUCACACGUGUACGCCGUCAAGGACACGGAACCGGACGGGCUGCCCGAACCCACCACAAGGGUCGAGAAAAUAGAGAGGCUGUCCGUAACCCAGGAGAUGGGGCUACAGAAUGGUCCUGAGAUGGAAUACUGCGGCCCGCCCUCACAUCUGGAGAGGAUAGACGAGGGCGUCACAGCACGUCCCAAGGGCAUAGGCUAUACGGUGUACCUGGCCAGUAAUAAGUCCCAGCCGGCCCGUGUGGACAGUGACAGCGACUUCUGGUCGGGAAAGUCGUCCUCGGAGUCCAAGGAGAGCGUGUCGACUGUGUCCCAGGCGUCAGACAACGAGGGGAGGGACGGAGCGACGGACAACAAACAGGCGAAGGAUGAACCUGACGCCUCAACAAACGUCGUCAGACGACGUAAGCCGAGACGUAAGGACGACAAGGGUCUGAGUCACCUGUCCAAGGAGGAGAGGGAGUCCAUUCUUCUACUGGAGGAGGUACUGACGGACUUCGGUGGCUGGGAGAGCGUACGGAGUAAGGCGCCUCCGCCUGAGUCUGACAGUGACGUGGACACGGACGAAGAGACAAGCGCCAUCUUGGGAGAAACGGAGUCGAGCCGUCCUUCGGGGCCACCGUCGCGACGCAGCACACCGUCUUCCCGGCGCAGAGACGACGGCUCUCCCGCCGGGGCCCGCGGCGCCGACCGCUUGCGCACGAACCGCGCCGAGCGGGACAAGAAAGUCACCAGUAUGAUCGACGACAACUGGGUACUACGCAAACCCGAAGCUGAUCCCGACGAAGCCACUAUAAUAUCCAGCGUGAUUCCGCGGCAACCCCGCAAAGACUCUCCCCCCAAGGCUGAGCGACCCUCCAGUAUGUACCAGUUCGGGCGGCAGCCCAUGUACUUUCCCGAAGGCGGCAAUGACGACAUCGACGUCGGCAGGAAGCCGAGUUGGGUGAAGCAGAACCAGGCUUGGUUCUCGCGUAACGGCCACGCGUCGAACGGCGUCGAGCGGCCGCCACCUGCGAAAACGUCCCCGCAGAAGGACAGCAAAGACCAGCUACGGUCGGACAGAAACGGUCCUAAGGAGAAAGCUGGCGACAUGAACCCCGUGGUGACGUCGUCUGGGCAGUCUGAGAAGAUCACGGUGGAUUACAGCCAAGGCGGGGUGAUGACGUCACGGCCGAAACACGAGGAAGUCCAGCGACUGUCCAUGAAGGUGAUGACGUCAUCACACCACAAGGUGGCGUCACGUGCGUCAUCACGAGGGAUGACGUCAGAGGACGAGUACUCCACCGACUCCCUGUCGGACCUGACACCGGACACGGACUCCAGCCACGGGUCAUGGAGACGAGGCGGCCCGGACUCCCUGGUCAGCAGCCCGCGUACACCGGACAGCUCCGUUCCCAACAGCCCAGCAAACACGUACGUCGCCAACCCGAGCGGUCCCGACAACACCCGACCGGACCCCGAUGCCAGCCGACUAAAUUCCGAUGUUCUAGAGGAAUCGCCCAUGAAGCCUUCCCUGAUACGUAAAAUGUCGACAGAGAACCAACUGGCGGCUUUUGCACGUCCAACGGUCACCAAGUCUGAAACACGUCCGGCACCGAAGCCACUCAAAGGUCUUCCCUCUAAGUCUAAGUCUCAGGCCGGUGUAAAACCGCGGGCUCCCGAGCCUCCUAAGAAUACUCCAGAGCCUCUUAAGAAAACCCGUGCUCCUCAGCCGCCAAAGAUAACCCACUCGCAAGCAGGCACGUCUUCUGGCAUCGGAGAAGCGACGUUGGACUUUGGGAGACAAAAGAGUGUAUCGUCCUCCGGCCCAGAUUCUGCUACAAGCAGACCUAAACAGCUUAGCGAACACCUUAAACCACCGGCGUCGCCAAGCGUAGUGGUUGUCAGAAACACAAGCCCAGACGUAACCCAGCAAAACAGAAGGCCGAGUAAAGAAAAACAGCCAGAACAUAGUGCACCAAAGAGCAAAACAUCGUCCGGUCAACGCGCCAAGGCAUCAAACGAGAUGAGAACUCUGAAACCUUCCCAGAAGGGUGCCUUUGUGACCCUGAAACACAAGGCUCCUAGGAAAAGAGCGGGUGGGAGCAAACGCGGCUUAUCAAAAUCCCAAACCAAAGCAGGAAGCGACCACGGUAAAGCACAGGGCAGAGCACAGGACAGGUACCACGAGCAAUCGUACGGAAGACCCGACAGGACACAGUACGUUCCAGCGUCGCCUGAGCGACGAGACCAGGCAGGCAGUUCCAUAGUGUUGCUGCAGGAGGACCCGGCGACCAGAAGAGCGGGGGCCUUCGUCAUUCGGCCUGCCAUGGCUCUGUACCGCUGAAAUAGCCUGUUAGCAAUGGGCGAUUACAUCGAAAGGCAACAACUUUGCGUGCGACAAUUUGAACCCAUGGAGGAAAGAUGUCGUCCGCGGCAGUUGAAUGUAGGAGCAAGCCGGUUGGAAUACACGUACGUACGGCCUCACCAGCUGCACAUAACGCUGCAAAACUGCAAAGAGAUCGCUUACGUAUAUGUUUGAUAACUGUCCAGUUGAGUACUACAUAUACAAAUUAGCAGAGACACUGAUGUAGUAGACUCAAGUAUGUAUUGGGAUCUUUCUGACUUGGAUGUCUUCAGGACUGUGCUUCAGCGCACUUUUGUAAAAA
Messenger RNA from Branchiostoma belcheri (Belcher's lancelet), 2801 nucleotides. Its product is annotated as serine/arginine repetitive matrix protein 1-like. The transcript has 7 exons. The record is from RefSeq and is a predicted model, not a curated record. Bases 89 to 2479 code for a protein of 796 amino acids. Lineage: Eukaryota; Metazoa; Chordata; Leptocardii; Amphioxiformes; Branchiostomatidae.